Schistocerca cancellata (South American locust) is the source of this 1743-nucleotide messenger RNA. It is a transcript of the gene C901, whose product is annotated as neurogenic locus protein delta. Gene Ontology annotation, biological process: anatomical structure development; cell communication. Gene Ontology annotation, cellular component: membrane; extracellular region; cell surface. NCBI's taxonomy places the organism in Eukaryota, Metazoa, Arthropoda, Insecta, Orthoptera, Acrididae. The transcript is spliced from 7 exons. Gene Ontology annotation, molecular function: signaling receptor binding. Bases 45 to 998 code for a protein of 317 amino acids. The record is from RefSeq and is a predicted model, not a curated record.
CUGACAUCACUGUCCUUCCAGUGCGACGUUCAAAGCUGUGAACUAUGAUGAACUUUUCCUCAGCGAUGGAAUGCUGGAAGGCGUGCGAGGUUCCAGCGAGCCAGAGCGAGCACAGCCACUACACGUGCAGCGACUCUGGGGAGCUGAGCUGCCAGCCGGGCUGGACGGGCGACGUGUGCGACGUGCCCAUCUGCCGCAAGGGCUGCGACCCUCUGCAGGGAUACUGCAAGCGGCCGGGGGAAUGUCGCUGCAAGAUGGGUUUCUAUGGUGAGCUGUGCAACAAAUGCAUAACAAUGUUUGGCUGCCAGCAUGGCUACUGCAACAACAGCUUUGAAUGCCUAUGUGAGGAAGGCUGGGAUGGGCUCUUCUGCUCUGAACCAAUCUGCCGGAAGGACUGCCACGCGACCCGGGGCUACUGCGAGGCGCCGGGCGAGUGCCGGUGCCGGCUCGGCUGGGCGGGCGACACGUGCCACGAGUGCCAGCCGCUGCCCGGCUGCCAGCACGGCACCUGCACGCGCCCACUGGAGUGCCGCUGCCACGCGGGGUGGACCGGUCUGCUGUGCCAGACGCCCAUCUGUGCUGAGACCUGCCAUAAGGAGAGAGGCUAUUGCAGAAAACCUGGAGAAUGCAGGUGUAAGACUGGCUGGAUGGGCGACAGGUGUGACCAGUGCCACCCGUACCCUGGCUGCAUCCACGGAUCCUGUCGCCGUCCGUGGGAGUGCAACUGUGAACCCGGAUGGGGAGGAAUGUUGUGUGAUCAAGAGCUCACAUACUGUGAACAAAACGAAGAUCUGUGUGAAAAUGGUGCAACAUGUAUCAGCCUGACAGAGGAAGAUGGAAACUACCGCUGCAUAUGUGCCGAGGGAUUCACUGGCCGUAACUGUGAAGUAUCCAAGUUCACCACAGCAAUGUCCAUGUUUAACAUGACUACCACCAUGAAGCCACCUACAUCCCUACUUCCUGGUGAACCACCUGAGGAAGAAAAUGAAGCUGCUUAAGAAAUAUCACAAUUUCUUCCAUCAGAUAUGUAAUACUGUUUUUUUCUGAAGACUAUUAUUUUAAUAUAUAAAGUGUAAGUCCUUUGAAACAUAAAAAAGAACAUUAAAUUAAACUUGAUGGGGCUUUGGAAUGAAACAUGGAAUCUUGAAAAGGCUGUCACAAUAUUUCUGUGGGAUAAGUGCUCAGCAAUACAGAGAACAAUAAAAAAUUUUUUUUGUAACAAUUAAAUCAUGAGCACCCAACCGUUUUGGAACAUGGCUAAAUUUUGAUCUUGUGGCCUUAAUGUGAUUAUACGUAUAUUAUUCUUCCCCCCCCCCCCCCCACCUCCUCGCUCCUCCCCCUUCUACCUUUUGGCAAAGUAGAUGUCUAAGAAGCCUGCAUAAUUGUGUGUGUACAGAUUAAUCACGUGUUUGCAAUUGUCUGAUGCUUUGUAGUAUUAUGAAACAUUUUAUGUGCUUCAAAUAUUGUAACAGUAAUCUGUGAUUCUUCAAAAGCAGACACUGCAUUCCAGUAGUUUUAAUUUUCCAACGAUAUUGGCUGAAAGAUCAGCACUUCCAGUUUUUGUUAAACUAUGCACAUGAUUGUUUGUGAAUCAGUUGUUAUUUAUUUGUGUAGAUGCUUUUGUUUAGCUUAUGUAUCGUAAUUAACUUAUCAAUUUAUUUAUUUAAUUUAUUUAUAUUUAAUUUAUUUAUUAAUGUAUAAAUUUGAUUGAUUUAUUAAUUUAUUUCAAAUUAUUUAUUUUUA